Molecule: messenger RNA, 3942 nt
Organism: Drosophila innubila
Lineage: Eukaryota; Metazoa; Arthropoda; Insecta; Diptera; Drosophilidae
Gene: Axud1
Exons: 3
Coding region: 509-3205 (898 amino acids)
Biological process (GO): regulation of transcription by RNA polymerase II
Cellular component (GO): nucleus
Molecular function (GO): DNA-binding transcription factor activity, RNA polymerase II-specific; sequence-specific DNA binding
Source: RefSeq, a predicted model, not a curated record
UGGCAACACUGGUCAGAUGGUAAUAACAUUGCGAGUCGAGAGAAGUGAAAACGUCAAUCAAAAACUAAAGAAAUACAGGCUUUGAUUAAAUAAAUAUUUGUUAAAAAGCAAGUGUUCGGUUAAACAAAUGAGUGAACAUCAUAUCAGUGAAUUUUAAACUGUGUAAAAACAUCAACGGCGUCCUGUUGCGAAUCAACUACACACAUACACAAACACACACACAUUCGCACUCACACAUCGGCGUCGACAUUUGUGAUCUGUGCUGCGCCUCCUUUGCUGUCGCACACACAAACACACAGUCUUCCCGUUUCGUUGUCGUCGUCGCAGUUUUCACAGCUGCAACGCAAAUUGCAAAAAGGAGUUUGUAAAUUUGAACUCAGUGUCCCGGAAAAGGAAAUUAAAUUUCACUUUCUUAAAUAUAUUUAUCAAAGAUGACACAGAAGCAGCAGCUUUUGACUGGAAGGCUGAAGAACUGAGCAGUAAAUUGAGUGUGCCUCUUGGGGCGGCCAUGAGGAGCAUGUUCCGUCCGAUAAAGAAGAUUUUCACGUACAUCCAAAAAAAUGCCAGCAACGGGAAAAUGUUUGGCAGCACAAAUAGCAUAAACACUGAUGAUGAUGAUGUCGCAAGUGGCAGCAAUGCCAUCAAGCUGGUGCCGAAGGAGGAGGAGCAACAGCUGGAAAGGGAGCAAGAGCACAAACUGGAAGUGGAACUGGAACUGGAGCAUGAAGAUGAUGAUAUUGAACGUCAAAUAAAAACUUCUAUUAUCGAUGCCACAAAGGUGCAUGCAACUAAAUCCAAAAUUAUAUUGCCACUGCAACUGCAACUGGAUGAUGAGCUGGCGGAUUUUGCACACGAACCUGCAACGCUAGCGGAUGAGGAGGCUGACAAUGAUAUUGAUAAUGACAAUGAUCAUGAUGAUGAUGUUGUUGAACUGGAUGAACAGUAUCUGGAGCUGGAAAACUAUCCAAACAAUGAGAUUAUUGUGCUAACUGAAAAUGAGCUAAAUUCAUCGCUUGCCUCGGAUAACAUUUCGGAGGAUCCUUUGGCCAUUGAUGAGUUUACACAGCCGACGGAGCAGGACAAUGAGGAGGAAGAGAUUGAAAAUAAUGGUGAAUUGCUCUGGCUAAAGCUGGACACGCCCAUGCAGGCGGUGGCGGGGACGGGGGCGGCGACAACCACCAAUAGUGGCAAUGUGGAUGACAUUGUUAUCACAGCACCGUCUGUAACUGCAUCGUCAGCCAAGGUGCCCGCCAAGACCAAAGAAGAGGAGCUGCUGCGUAGUGAUGGUGGCUCCGAUUCAGGAUUGGGCGGUGAAAACGACAGACACAAUGCAACAACAACAGCAACAACAACGGAAGCUGCUCCAGGUGAAGCAACGACCACCUUGCAGAAACCACUGCGUUCCAAUUUGAAGCGUCGUCUGGAGGAUGAUGAGCUGUCUCUGGUGCCCGACAUGAACAGCAGCUCCACCUCUUCCACCUCCACCGCCACCUCCGUUUGCUUGUCCAGCGCACAGAAACGCGCCAAGCGUUCCAUUAACUUUGAUAGCGUCAAGGUGUAUUACUUUCCCCGCCAGCAGGGAUUCAAUUGUGUGCCCACUGCCGGCGGUUGCACCCUGGGAAUGGGCGCCCGGCACAUUGCCUUCAAGACUAUGACCCUGGCGGAGCAUGCAGCAGAGUUGAGGCGUGCCCAUCGCAGCCAGAAUCAGAGUCAGGAGCAACAACAACAGCUGCGCAUUGGCGGCUCCAGCAGUGAUGAUAGCGAGGAAUCCGAGGAGGACUACCUAAGCGAGGGCAGCGGCUCCGAUGCCGACGACGGCUCCAAUGGCUUCCUGCAACCGGUGACGCCAAAGCAGCGACGAGCGCUCCUCAAAGCCGCCGGCGUGCGAAAGAUCGAUGCAAGUGAGAAGAUCGAUUGCCGGGACAUACGCAACUCACGCGAGGUGUGCGGUUGCUCCUGUCGCGAGUUCUGCGAUCCAGAGACUUGUGCCUGCAGUCAGGCGGGCAUCAAGUGUCAGGUGGAUCGGGCCAUGUUCCCCUGCGGUUGUACACGCGAAGCUUGUGGCAACACCGUCGGACGUGUGGAAUUCAAUCCGACCCGUGUGCGCACCCAUUACAUCCAUACGGUAAUGCGUCUGGACAUGGAGCAGCGUCAGAGUCAAGGACCGCCAGCUGCGAGUGGCAACAACAGCUUGAUCUAUUCCAACAGCAGCGUUGGGGUCAUUUCAACCGGAGCUGCUGCCGCCACAUCCGCUUCCUCCUCCUCCGCCACCUCCUCGCAUUGCUAUUUCAUGCAGCCGCAGUCCAACUACAGCUCCGGCUAUGCCUCGCCAGCUUACACGCCCGAACCGAGUGUCAGCUACUAUCAACAGCAACAACAACAACAACAACAGACGCUACAGGCGACUGUCUCACCUCUUUCGACCAGUUAUCCACAGCUGGAUAGCUUGGAUUCUGGUCUAUUUGCCAGCGGUAGCAAUGCCACACCCUCGUAUGGUGAGCUACUGACGCCCACCUAUCAUCAAACCCUUGGCUAUGGCAGCGCUCAGCUCAAUUCCUACACUGGUUACCAGCAGACGACAUCAACAUCCGGCGGCAGUGCAUCCCCCGAAGCGUACAGUUCGUGUGCAGUACCAUCGGUGCCACCAUUUGGCAAUGCCACCACCACCGCCUCGAAUGCAACGCAAUAUCAGCAUGCAAAUGCGUUGGAAACCACCGCAUCCUCAAUGAACGUCAACAGCAGCAGUGGAAGCAGCAGCAUAUCCGUAACGGCCAGCAGUUGUUCCGCGGGAUUGGUGCGUCUCAGUGGCGCAGUUGCUGCUGAUUUCAUUAGCCUGAACACGCCCAUUGGCAGUUCGUCGCGUCUCUCGCAGAUUAAUGAUCUCUUGCAGCACAAUCGUAAUGCCACAAGCGCUUUGGUGGCCGUCUCCGAGUCAUAUACCUCCGUGCGAAACAGCAGCAGUAAUAUCAACAGCACCAUUGAUUCUAUCGACACGCCGCCCAUUAUAGAGGAGGCGCAACGCAGCAGUUGCAUGACCUUCGAGGAGUUGCCACCGCCGUUAAUUAAUCCCACGCCCAUUGUGGCCGUCGUGGAGCACAGCGAACGUAAGCUACAGCUGCAGCAGGUGGUGAAUUCAACACCCCAGCCUCGUCAGCCACUGGAUACAAGUGGCAAGCAUACCGAAUCCUUGGCGAGCGAUAUUUGAAGUUGAUUUGGGGGAUUCUGGGACAGUUUUUAUAGCAAUUUUACACAGCAGAAGACUUAAUUAUGUUUAAGUGGGCAGCGACGGAAUCAAAAUAACAAAAAAGAAAAAGGAAGAGUAGAAGGUAGAAUAGAGAAUGCAUGUCUAGGUUUUUAUUUACUUCCCUUUUUCUUCUACUCAAAAUCGCAAGUUUAGUUUGUAAAUAUGCAUUAUAAUCGUGCAUAUAAAUAAGUAUAUAGAGAGUGUAUAAAUCAGUUUUAAUUGUUAAUUGAUACUAAAUUAGCCUUAAGUACACAUUGUAAUUUAGUCACUUCGUUGCUUAGGUUUGCAUCUUUAAUAAUAUAUUCUGCCUUCCUUUGAUUGUUAAAUUAAAAUCACUUGCAAACUUCCUUACCCCUGUUAUCCUUCUCUUCCCCCUCACGUCUGGCGUUGUUUUAACAAAUUUAAUCAAGCUUAACUUGUGACGCAGUUUCAAUGUAUAGCAUUUCCAAUUUAAUUAUUCUUUUGAUUUUCUAAAUUAAUUUAUUGUUUUUUUUUUUUUUUUAUUCUUGUUACUAAAUCAUUAACUAAUUUUUUGAUUGACAAUAUUUUCUGUAUUUUUUUUUUUACCCACAAAGUUGAUUGAAAUUGUUUAUUUGUUUCGCCUGUCGAUGAUUUUAAGUAUUCAGUUAGUUGUUUAAGUUACCAAAUUUUUGACCCUACAAGAUUUAGCCUAAUUAAAUCCAAUGUCAGCAGUAACA